AAGAAAAUCGCACCCAAGAAGAAACCUGCUGCAAAGAAGACAGCUGAUCACCCUAAAUAUGUGGACAUGAUCAAGGCUGCUAUCGCUACCCUAAAGGAACGCGGUGGUUCAUCUCGCCAAGCUAUUACAAAAUAUAUUCAUGCAAAUUACAAAGUUGCUGAAAACUCAGAUCAUCAUCUGAAAAUGGCUCUUAAACGAGGAGUAACAUCAGGCGAUUUGAUUCAAACUAAAGGCACUGGUGCUUCUGGAUCAUUCAAGCUAGGUCAGGUAAAAAAAGAAAAACCUAAGAAAAAGGCCGCAGCAAAAAAGCCAACGGCAAAGAAGCCUACUGCAAAGAAAAGUACACCAAAAAAGAAGCCAGCAAAGAAGAGCACGCCAAAGAAAGCAGCAAAGAAGCCUGCCACAAAGAAAGCCUCGGCUAAGAAACCAGCAGCUAAGAAACCCACAAAGAAGCCUGUUGCUAAAAAACCUCCAGCAAAGAAGGUCAAAAAGACUCCCAAAAAGGCAGCAAAGAAGACCGCAAAAAAAUAAUUUGUGUGUAUCUGGCUAUUACAUUAACAAACGGCUAUUUUUAUAGCCACACAUUUACAAAAAAACAUUAUCUUGGUACAAAGUUAAACUUGUUUAAGUCACUUAAACAGUUAAAAAAGAGUAAUUUUAAGAUUAGAUUCCCUAAGUUUAAGUAUUUUCGUUUUUAAAUUUCUUAUUUUCUUGCUUUUACUUUUCUUGCCCUUCAUAUUUUUAACAUUGUCAAACUUUAUGUAGCAUAAAAUUUUUAUGUAGCAUAAAAUUUAAACAGAAAGCAGAACAAAGUUUGAUAUAAAAAGCUAGCCGUAAUAUUUUUUAUGGAUGUGUGGCUAUAAAAAUAGCCGUUUUUUGUUUGGUAAGAUGCUUAGGCACGUUCCCCACGAAUUCUU
Messenger RNA from Hydractinia symbiolongicarpus, 917 nucleotides. RefSeq names its product histone H1-delta-like. Gene Ontology annotation, cellular component: nucleosome; nucleus. The transcript has a single exon. The annotation marks the transcript as partial. The record is from RefSeq and is a predicted model, not a curated record. Gene Ontology annotation, biological process: chromosome condensation; negative regulation of DNA recombination; nucleosome assembly. Gene Ontology annotation, molecular function: structural constituent of chromatin; nucleosomal DNA binding; double-stranded DNA binding. NCBI's taxonomy places the organism in Eukaryota, Metazoa, Cnidaria, Hydrozoa, Anthoathecata, Hydractiniidae.